AUGCGUUUUCUUCACCUCCUCACCCUGGCGCCCCUGGCGCUGGCCGCAUCCAUUCCCAAGGCCCGUAUCCCGACCUACUCCCAAAACGUCAUCUUCAGCCCACCGGAGAACUACACGAUUCCGCGGACGCUGUACGCGCGCAACGAGCAAUUGCCUAACGGUGAUCUGCUCGCCACAUGGGAGAACUACUCGCCUGAGCCGCCGGCCGUGUACUUCCCCAUCUACCGGUCUAAGGACCACGGACAGACGUGGAAGGAGAUCUCGCGGGUCCACGAUACGGCUAAUGGAUUGGGACUGCGAUACCAACCUUUCUUGUACUAUCUGCCGGAGCGCGUGGGGAAGUACAAGAAGGGUACGUUGCUGUUGGCGGGAAGUAGCAUCCCGACGGAUCUGUCGUCGACACAGAUCGAUCUGUAUGCGUCUCGGGACUCGGGCAAGACCUGGGAGUUCCUGAGCCAUAUCGCAGCGGGUGGAGAAGCGGUGCCGAAUAAUGGGUUGACGCCGGUGUGGGAGCCGUUCCUUUUGGCGCACAAGGGCAAAUUGAUCGCCUACUAUGCCGAUCAAAGGGCCAACGAGACUCAUGGUCAGAAAAUGUCCCACCAGACGACGACGGACCUCAAGAACUGGAGUGCUCCUAAGGAUGAUGUCUCCUACCCGACCUACACCGACCGACCUGGCAUGCCUGUCGUAACCAAGCUCCCUAACGGCAAAUACAUGUUCGUUUACGAAUACGGCUCCUUCUUCAACACCUCCUCCUACUCCUUCCCCAUCUACUACCGCAUCUCCGCCGACCCAGAGGACUUCGACUCGGCGCCGCACCAGCGUCUGGUCGUUUCUAGCGGCACAGUGCCGACCUCCUCGCCGUACGUCGUCUGGACCCCCUACGGCGGCAAGCACGGUACGAUCAUCGUCAGCGCGGGCACCCAGGACUCGAUCUUCAUCAACCAGAAUCUGGGAGAGGGCGAGUGGACGGAGAUUGCCACGCCGGAGGGACACAGCUACACGAGGUCGUUGAGAGUGUUGCGGGAGGAUCCGUCCAAGCUGCUUCUUCAUGGGGGAGGUGUGUUGCUGGGCGAGACGAACAAGGUGACGGUUAGUUUGAUGGACUUGAAGAAGGCUUUUUGA
Messenger RNA from Aspergillus melleus, 1125 nucleotides. Its product is annotated as sialidase family protein. The record is from RefSeq and is a predicted model, not a curated record. The transcript is spliced from 4 exons. Bases 1 to 1125 code for a protein of 374 amino acids. NCBI's taxonomy places the organism in Eukaryota, Fungi, Ascomycota, Eurotiomycetes, Eurotiales, Aspergillaceae.